Hypomesus transpacificus is the source of this 2628-nucleotide messenger RNA. Its product is annotated as tensin-3. The transcript is spliced from 12 exons. NCBI's taxonomy places the organism in Eukaryota, Metazoa, Chordata, Actinopteri, Osmeriformes, Osmeridae. The record is from RefSeq and is a predicted model, not a curated record. Gene Ontology annotation, biological process: dephosphorylation. The coding region runs from base 415 to 1455 and encodes 346 amino acids. Gene Ontology annotation, molecular function: phosphatase activity.
GAUCAGAGGAGGCAGACCCAGCGGCACAGUGGGAGGACUGUCCCUGCUAGGACUUGUGGCGGCUGCAGCGGCCGCCUCUUCCUCGACAGGAGGAAGUGUGUGGGUUGGGGGUUGAGCAGGGGCUGGAGCAGUCCAGGAACAUCGGCAGCACUUCCAUUUGAACACGAGACCGAGAGAGACAGAGACCAGAGGGGGCAGCUGAGACCAAGUGAGCUCUUUGACUUGCCUGUGAUCAGCCUGCAAGCACAUUCCAGCAGAGGAAAAUGAUUCUCUCAGCGUCCGCUAAGCCCGUGUGACGGGUCCGAGCGCUCUUCCCCCGGAUCCUAAACUCGCUCACAAAAGGAUCCCAAAGGCAGAGAAAGGAGAGUUAAAGUGCCCCGUUUUCAGCUUGUUAAGCACGACCCAGCCUGAAGAAUGGAGGAGGGAUACGAACUGGACCUGACCUACGUGACGGAGCGCAUCAUCGCCGUGUCCUUCCCCCGGGCUUGCUCUGAGGAGAUCUACUUACACAACCUGAAGGAUGUCACUCGGAUGCUGAAGUCCAAACACUCCGAUAACUACCUGAUUAUCAACCUGUCCGAAAAGAGACAUGAUCUCUCAAAAAUGAACCCCAAGACACUGGACACGGGCUGGCCUGACCUACAUGCCCCUCCGCUGGACAAGAUCUGCACCAUUUGCAAGGCCAUGGAGAGCUGGCUGAAUGCUGACCCCUUACAUGUGGUGGUCAUCCACUGCAGGGGGGGAAAAGGCCGGAUCGGUGUUGUCAUCUCAUCUUUUGUCCAUUUCACUGAUAUCUCAGCCAGUGCGGACCAGGCCCUGGAUCGCUUCGCCAUGAGGAAAUACUACGACGACAAGGUGUCAGCGUUGAUGACCCCCUCGCAGAAAAGGUACGUAUGGAUCCUCAACAGUCUUCUGAGUGGAUCCAUGAAGAUCAACGCCUCCCCCUUGUUCCUGCAUUGUAUCGUUCUUCAUGGGAUUCCCAACUUUGACACUUCUGGAGUUUGUCGGCCCUAUUUAAAAGUUUACCAAGGGAUGCAAGCGGUUUACUCCUCAGGGGUCUAUCACAUUGGUCCAGGACACAGAGACAGGAUAUGUAUCAAUCUGGAGCCUGCACAGCUGCUGAAAGGAGACAUCAUGGUGAAAUGCUACCACAAGAGCGAGGUCACCUCAGAACGGGAGGUCAUCUUCAGACUCCAGUUCCACACGGGAGCCAUGCAGGGCUUCAACCUCGUGUUUGAGAAGGAGGACAUGGAGAACGCUAGCAAAGAUCCCAGAUUUCCGGAUUACGGGAAAGUGGAGCUGGUGUUCUCCGAGGGUCCAGAGAAGAUCCCAGGUGCAGAGAGAUGGCAGAACGGGUCCAACGUGAGUGUGGACUACAACAUGUCCGACCCUCUGACCAGAUGGGACUCCUACCACAACAUCUGUGACGGAGAAGGUAACACAUCCUGUCCGUGAAAAAACCGCAUUCCCCACAGUUCCAUCUCACAGGUCCUAAGUACAGCCUGGAUAACUGCCUCCUGUAACUGGUAAAGAUGCUAUGGUUUUGCAAUUGAGGAAGGAAGAUCCCUUGAGUGCAUUAGGUGCACUUUUUAUGGCAUCUUGUAAGCCUCUUGUGCACUCUCUCUCUCUGGCUUUCUCUCUUCCUCUCUCUCUCUGGCCAACUUGGCUCUGUGUCACUAAGGGAGAAGUGCAGCAUGAUGACAUUAACAUGCACACACACACACACACAGUUUCCUAGCUUACCAAUGAGACUCAUUACUCAUAAGGAGUAACUAGAUGAGUUGUAUGGAAACAUGAAUGGCAAGGAAAUAGCAUUGACCUCGGUCUACCCAAACCGCCGAAGGAUCGCUGUUUUCAUUCCCAUGGCGAUGAGUGUGACCGCGGUGCGUUCUCCAAUGGGAGAGAAGCUGUCUGUACCGCGGGGAACACAGGGUUACAAAGAGACCAGCUCCUUCCCAAGAGAUGUCAGUUUUGUUGUUUUAUCAAGUGAAUGGGUGUGCUUCAACUUACCCUACCCCCCUCCCACACACACACACACAUACACGCAUACACACGAACACGUUGCCAGGGCGUCCCGCUCUUGCUGUGGUCGCUGCUUCUCCCAAAUCUCUCCACUCGGCCGCGGAAUUUACGACGACCUCCCGGAAUAGACCGGAGCGGUGGCAUCAAAACCUGCAUCCGCCCAGUCCCAUCACACAAUGAACGUUUGAGAAACACAGCUCACAGAGCGCUUCGAGUGAAAAGGAGCGUUUGUUGUAUUACUCAUUGCAGAUACAAAUCUCUAAUGGAAAUUCUUUUUUUAGCGUCCAUUAUCUCCUUGAGUCCACAGCCUUUCUGUGGGGGUUAUUUACUCUCGAGAUUUCUCGUGUAAACACCACACCGAGUGGGGAAAGUCUGGAAGCUUGUAUGGAAUUCUGCAGCUACUUAAGAGUCCACAGGAUGCAUCGCACAAGCAUGCCUCUGAAGAGCUGUCUGUCAGGGCCAGGUCUGAAGGAGGAAGUCUAGGAACAGCUUACCACUAUGGUGCUACGUAUGUGAAAAGACAACAUCAUUUAGCUCAAUGGCUCUUUCUAUCCCCCAAUUCCCCUGGCAAAAUGAAUGGUGGCCCUCUAGUGUGAAGUGGUGUGU